Messenger RNA from Cuscuta epithymum, 2351 nucleotides. The record is from the annotation of a GenBank genome assembly. Lineage: Eukaryota; Viridiplantae; Streptophyta; Magnoliopsida; Solanales; Convolvulaceae.
AAAGGCAAACACUACGCGCGUCAUUCAGAGGGAUUUAAAUAAGCCGGUCUGGUCCAGUCCCCUGUGGACCUCGAAGUUGGGAAGUUAUAGGAGGUUGGGACUUGGGUCGCGGCAGACGACAUGGCUGCGCGGUUUCUGUGGCGCGCCCAGACAAAGCUGUUAUUCGGUUCCGCCGUCCUUGGUGGCGGAGCUGCCGCCGCGGCUAUUGCCAGUUCCGAUGACCCUCUCACCGCUCUCAAGCUUUGCACCACUGUCCCGCUUCGCCUCUUCCGCGAUUCGGUCACCGCCGCCUCUAUAGCUUUCGAUUAUGAGUAUUCGCUCUGGGGACUACCCGAAGGUAGUGCUGAAAGACAAAAAGUCAGGCAUGAAGUUCAUCUGAGAGGUGCACGCAGACUUGAAGAACUUUGUUUCAAAAAUGGUGGAAUAUAUAUAAAAAUUGGUCAACAUCUUGGUCAGUUGGAGUACUUAGUACCUGAUGAAUAUGUUAGAACAAUGAGGGAAUCCAUGCUUAAUAGAUGCCCCCAAUCAUCUUAUGAUCAAGUAUGCGAAGUUGUCAAGAAAGAACUUGGAGGAAGACCAGACGAAAUAUUUGAAGAGUUUAAUCCAGUGCCAAUUGCAAGUGCUUCUCUUGCCCAAGUCCACGUUGCUCGAACACAUGAUGGGGAAAAAGUCGCCAUAAAGGUUCAACAUACGCACAUAACAGAUACUGCCGCUGCUGAUUAUGCCACCGUGUCGUUAAUUGUGAACACGCUGCACCGAUUUUUUCCUGAUUUUGACUACAGGUGGUUGAUUGAUGAAAUUCGUGAAAGUGUACCUAAGGAACUAGAUUUCCUUGUUGAGGCUAAAAACAGCGUGAAAUGUAUGGAUAACUUUCGGAAGCUUUCUCCUCAUAUUGCAAAUUAUGUUUAUGCCCCCAGGGUAUAUUGGAAUUUGAGUACCUCAAAGUUGUUAACCAUGGAAUUUAUGGAUGCUGCACAAGUAAAUGAUGUGAAGACCAUUCAGUCUCUUGGCAUUCAGCCAACGGAUCUGGCAAAAUUAGUUAGUGAGGUCUUUGCUGAAAUGAUGUUCAAGCACGGAUUUGUGCACUGUGAUCCCCAUGCUGCAAACAUGCUAGUUCGCCCCAUGCCUUCUGGCCCAACAACAUUUUUCGGACCUGGCAUCGGGGAAGAGGAUUGGCAGUGCUAGGGAGCAAGAUGGACUCUAUAUCUUUGAUGAAGGGACUCAAUCAAGUAAAAGAGGGAAGAGAAAGCCACAAUUGAUACUUCUAGAUCAUGGCUUAUACAAAGAACUCGAUAACUCUACAAGAAUGAACUAUGCUGCACUCUGGAAGGCAUUAAUAAACUCUGAUGCCAAAGGUAUUAGGGAAAACAGUGCAAAACUGGGUGCUGGUGACGAUCUGUAUGCGUUGUUUGCUGGGAUUCUUACAAUGAGACCAUGGAAUAAAGUAGUCGACACAUCCGUUGAUCAUUUGGUUAUCGAAGGAUCAGACAAUGAGCGUUCGGAAAUUCAGAUGCAUGCUUCAUCACACUUCCCUCAAAUCACUGAGCUACUUAGGAGAUUGCCUCGUGUUAUUCUUUUAAUGCUGAAGACAAAUGACUGUCUACGAGCUGUUAACAGGGCCUUGACCCUAGGUUCCUCUCUGGAGACCUUUUUAAUUAUUGGAAAAGUUUCAUCCGAGGCAGUUCUGGAAUCAACAUUGGAGAAGAGUUCGCUAUUAUCCCGGAUCAACUUCCGGUUCCAGAAGCUUUUGCUAGAAGCCCGUCUUUAUGGAAUGCAACUAGCUGUUUGGCUUAUGCAGCUUCGGAAGUUAUUGGCAGUCUGAUAUCACUAACCCCGCCUCAAGAACGAAUUCCUUGAAGAGUCUUUCUUUCUAUGGAGAAGACAGCAUAAGGUAUUACGAUCUGAUUAUACGCCUACUUGACAGGACUCAUUUUUUGAAUUUUCCCAAGUAUGGAUCCCAACAGUUAAGUGCAAGUCGAAAGGUGCCACAUAAGGCAAAGAGGAUGGUCCUUCAAAAACUAGACCAUUCUAAAGUCUUGAUUAUUAUUUUGAAGUGAUUUUAGAAUAUGGCAAUUCUUUACCAAUUUGAUGCACGAAAGGCGCAUCUAGUUGAUUGCGUUGGCUCCUUCAUACAAUAUAUAUUAUUCUCCUGCUGUACCAAAAAAACAAUGCCGGAGACGAGCAUUUGAUUGCAUUGUGAGCUCACAAGUGACUAAUUCGAGAGCUUUUUAAUUUCCUAAAUAGAGUUUAUCGAAGGAUAAUAAUGAUUGGAAUAUAUUAUACUUGAGCAUUGAGAUGUGAAGGGUGUACCGUGUUAAUUCAUCAAUAUAAUUUCAAUCCUUUCCAAUGUA